AUGGACUUGGACUGGUGUCUCAUUUGCUCGCAACACACUUCGGGAACUCUCUACUGCUCGGAGAACUGUCGUCUUCAAGAUCUCAGAACGGCACCGGAAACAUCGUUGUCAUCUUCAACGACUACCGCACCAUCGUACACGCUACACACAACUCCAUUAUUCUCUCUCCCAACGUCAACUAGUGCUGCUAAUCUCUUGAGCACAAUAAACUCUAAAUCCCUAGAGACGCUUAAUAACAGUAAUAAACAAUCACUCAAAAAAAAGUCUUCUUGGUCGUCCGCUAACUUUAACGAAAAAAAGGUCGACACCACCACUACGACCAACGUAAUUGCAAACAAUAACAACAACAAUGCUUUUUGGGCAUCAAAGCUCCAAUUUCAUCGUCGCAAGUAUUAUCAACCGGUUCAACGGUUGUCUGUAAUGACAUAA
Ambispora leptoticha is the source of this 429-nucleotide messenger RNA. Lineage: Eukaryota; Fungi; Glomeromycota; Glomeromycetes; Archaeosporales; Ambisporaceae. The record is from the annotation of a GenBank genome assembly.